Molecule: messenger RNA, 2151 nt
Organism: Penicillium expansum
Lineage: Eukaryota; Fungi; Ascomycota; Eurotiomycetes; Eurotiales; Aspergillaceae
Gene: atm1
Product: ATP-binding cassette Fe/S cluster precursor transporter ATM1
Exons: 7
Coding region: 1-2151 (716 amino acids)
Biological process (GO): intracellular iron ion homeostasis; transmembrane transport
Cellular component (GO): mitochondrial inner membrane
Molecular function (GO): ATP hydrolysis activity; ABC-type transporter activity; ATP binding
Source: RefSeq, a predicted model, not a curated record
AUGCUGCUCAGAGCCGCACGAUCGCCGUGCUGGCGCACAGCGCAAUUCGCCUAUCCGAGCUUCACUGGAAAGCAACGAAGCACACGACUCAAUGGAACACACCUACGCACGUUCACGUCAAAUAACAGUUCACUAUGGAGUCAGUCCAUAGACAAUAAAGAUCCCGGAUCUGUCAAACCUACUCCUACCUCGACCCCCGCACCAUCACAACUAGCAAAUGCCAAUAUCAUCCCAAAGCCGGAAGAUAGCGGCAAUGCGAAGACCCCACCAAAGAAGGACUUGCUGAGCGAGCCCGUGGCUGGAAAGAAAGAACAAAGGAAGGCAGACUGGGCUAUCAUGAAAGAAAUGGCCAAGUAUCUGUGGCCGAAGGAUGAUUGGGGUACAAAGCUCCGUGUCAGCACGGCACUUUCAUUGCUUAUUGGAGCAAAGAUCCUUAACGUGGAGAUCCCGUUCUACUUCAAGAACAUUGUCGACUCUAUGAAUGUAGACUUUGCCACCGUCGGUGGAACUGCCUAUACUGUGGCUGGAUCAAUGAUCAUUGCUUAUGGUGUGACCCGUAUUGGAGCUACAUUAUUCCAAGAGCUUCGUAAUGCGGUCUUUGCUAGCGUUGCGCAGAAAGCAAUUCGGAAGGUGGCAUCAAAUGUCUUUGAGCAUCUGUUGCGCCUGGAUCUCAACUUCCACCUCUCUCGGCAGACCGGAGGUCUGACCCGCGCAAUUGACCGCGGUACUAAGGGCAUCAGCUUCCUCCUAACCUCCAUGGUUUUCCAUGUGGUCCCGACAGCGCUUGAGAUUUCGCUUGUCUGUGGUAUCCUGACUUAUCAAUAUGGCCUCCAAUUUGCCGCCAUCACCACCACAACAAUGAUAGCAUACACGGCGUUCACCAUUACUACAACCGCAUGGCGAACAAAGUUCCGGAGGCAGGCUAAUGCAGCUGACAAUCGCGGAGCAACUGUUGCCGUGGACUCGCUCAUCAACUACGAGGCCGUCAAGUACUUCAAUAACGAGAAAUUCGAAGUGGCACGAUAUGACAAGGCCUUGAAGAAGUAUGAAGAUGCAUCAAUCAAGGUGACUACGUCUCUGGCAUUCCUCAACUCUGGUCAGAACAUGAUAUUCUCCUCUGCGCUGGCCGCAAUGAUGUACCUAGCUUGCAAUGGAGUUGCGAACGGAUCCAUGACCGUCGGUGACCUAGUCAUGGUCAACCAGCUAGUCUUCCAGCUCUCAGUCCCCCUCAACUUCUUGGGAUCUGUCUACCGUGAGCUGCGCCAGUCCCUACUGGACAUGGAGACGCUUUUCAACCUGCAGAAGGUGAACGUCACCAUCCAGGAACGACCCAACGCCAAGCCCCUGCAGCUGACGCAGGGCGGCCAGAUCCGCUUUGAGAACGUCACUUUCGGCUACCACCCAGACAGACCGAUUCUGAAGAAUGCCACCUUCACUAUCCCCGCAGGACAGAAGUUCGCCAUUGUCGGCCCUAGCGGCUGCGGCAAGUCUACAAUCUUGCGUCUGCUAUUCCGCUUCUAUGACGUCCAGUCUGGCCGCAUCUUGAUUGACGGCCAGGAUAUCCGCGAUGUGACAGUCGACAGCCUCCGCAAGAUAAUUGGAGUAGUGCCGCAGGAUACACCGCUGUUCAACGACACAAUUGCCCACAACAUCCGCUAUGGACGGAUUGAUGCAUCGGACGAAGAAGUGCGCCGAGCUGCGGAGCGAGCCCACAUCCACAAGCUCAUUGAGGGUUUGCCUGAUGGCUACCAAACUGCGGUUGGUGAGCGUGGUAUGAUGAUUUCCGGUGGCGAGAAGCAGCGGCUGGCAAUUUCUCGGCUGAUCCUGAAGGAUCCGCAACUGUUAUUCUUCGAUGAGGCAACAUCCGCCCUAGACACCUACACGGAGCAGGCCCUCCUCCAGAAUAUUAACAGCAUUCUCAAAGAUAAGAGCCGCACAAGCGUAUUUGUGGCUCAUCGCCUACGCACGAUCUGCGACAGUGACCAAAUUCUGGUCCUGAAGGGAGGUCAUGUGGCAGAGAUGGGCUCGCACCGCGAGUUGCUCGAGAUUGAUGGCACCUAUGCAGAGCUUUGGAAUACCCAGGAACAGUCGAUGGUCCAGGAUGUUGACCUGGAGCAGAGCCAGGGGGAGGAUGUUCAGCCUAAGGCGUGA